AUGGAAAUGUUACCUGGUCUACUGGUUGGGUGCAAGGCUGAGUGGAAUGCGGGGGAGAAGAAAAUGAGUUGCUCAAGCCUCCAGGGCCUUUGGAGCGCAAGCCGCGUCAUACGUGUGAAAUUUCAGUUCCUAGUUAGAGGAAAGCUGCUCGGGAAUCUGACACAGGUGCUGCCGGGGGAAUUGCUCGUUGAUGUGCUCCGCCGCGUCGCACCGUGCGGCCUCGCCGCGUGGCGCUGCGCCUGCAAGGCGCUGCUGGGCAUCAUCGACGCACGCCGCCUGUUGCGCACGGACCUUCUCCCGCACUCUGUCGCCGGCAUCUUCAUCAACUUCCACAGCGAAGGUUUGCCGGAGUUCUUCGCCCGUCCCUCGACGGGCCCCACCAUCUCCGGCAGCUUCGACUACCUGCCCCCUACCGAUGGGCGCUCCCAGUAUCGCGGUAAAAUAGAGGAUCACUGCAAUGGCCUUGUCUUGCUCGAAGAUUAUUUGGAGAAUCAUUAUGUGGUUAACCCGGCAACGAGACAGUGGGAUUCUUUGCCGCCCCGCCUGUCCAUGUCGAGGUCCAAGGAGAUGGAUGCGGACUUCAGGUACCAAGAGUACCUCGUGUUUGAUCCCACGGUAUCACCUAACUAUCAGGUGUUUGUGAUCCCAAAUCCUAGGCGCAAAACGAAGCCCGAAGAUUUUGGUUACAACAAAAGGUUGGAUGAACUAGACCCCGUUAUGGAGAAAUCUGAAUGGCCGCCAUCUGUGUGCGCUUUGCACGUUUUCUCCUCGAGGUCGGGCCGUUGGGAGGAGAGGUCUUUUAUUCGAGAUGGGGAGGCUGCAGGCACCAUUGCUGAUAUGCGGCAGCAUUCGGAGUGGUACUAUGACAAGCAUUAUGCUGUCUACUGCCGGGGUGCACUUUAUGUGCACUGCAAAACUGAUUUCAUAAUGAGGAUCUCUUUGUCAAAUGACAAGUACCAAGUAAUUAAACCACCGCUACAUGGUGAACUGGGCGAGUUCCAAAAGCUCCAUCUUGGACGAUCAGAAAAAGGGGUUUACCUUGCAUCUUGUGAAGCGUCUCUUAUUAUGGUUUGGGUCCUUGACGAAUCGUGUGGCCAAAUGAAUUGGGUCUUGAAGCAUAGCAGUUGCCUUCCACCCAUACUGGAUUAUGAUCGUCCUGUUCUUGGCCCAUGGGUCUUACAAGAUAUUAACUAUAAUGGGUAUCUCAAAGAGAGAAAGGAGCUCAUUGAAGGUGGCGAAGAUACGGAAUACAUGAAGGAACUAAAAGAAAACAAAUUAGAGUUAAACUCCGGCAAGGAAGAGCUAGUGGAAGAAAAGUUUGAAUGGGACUCUGAAAAUGACAACAUACUUCAUAAGGAAGAUGUGGUUGAUGCUCGUGGCAAUGGAUACUUUGAUAUCCUUGGAUUCCAUCCAUAUAAAGAGAUUGCCUUUCUGGGUGUAUCAAUGUACAGAGGAAUUGCCUAUCAUUUGAAAGAUUCGAAGGUUCAGGACCUUGGCUACUUAUAUCCAACAACUUGUCAUUUGGCAUUGCCGAACGAGUGUUUCAUAACCGAGUCAUUCCCAUACACACCUUGUUUGACAGGGCACCGGUAAGCAAUUAACAAGAAUGUACAAGGGCAUCUUAGAGACUGGUAUGCUGGUUGGAACCCAAUUGAACAUCACAAUAAAUGGCCUAAUCAUGUUUAAGGCCUUGUUCAUUUUUAUUUAGCACUGGAUUUAUAAUUAUCCAAUCAAGUGUCCAUAUUUUCCAUAUCGGUUCUAAAAACAUGUGACGUAACAGUGUAUCAUGAGAAAAAUGGGGAAAAUAUAUCAAAUAUACUUCAUUGCUCUGUUCAA
This is a messenger RNA of Triticum aestivum (bread wheat), 1836 nucleotides long. RefSeq lists its product as uncharacterized. The record is from RefSeq and is a predicted model, not a curated record. Bases 1 to 1593 code for a protein of 530 amino acids. NCBI's taxonomy places the organism in Eukaryota, Viridiplantae, Streptophyta, Magnoliopsida, Poales, Poaceae. The transcript is spliced from 3 exons.